Messenger RNA from Manis javanica (Malayan pangolin), 1417 nucleotides. RefSeq names its product BRMS1 transcriptional repressor and anoikis regulator (gene BRMS1). The record is from RefSeq and is a predicted model, not a curated record. Lineage: Eukaryota; Metazoa; Chordata; Mammalia; Pholidota; Manidae.
GCAUGCGGAAGCGCGGCGGCGGUCCCGCCUCCCGGGGAAGAGGGGCCGCCGCCGCGCUUCUAGGAGCUCAGCAUCCGCGGCUACUUCUCGACGGUGUCGACGUGAGGCUGCAGGCCUCACUCCUCGCGAGCCCAGAUGCCCGUCCAGCCUCCAAGCAAAGACACGGAAGAGAUGGAAGCAGAAGGUGAUUCGGCUGCGGAGAUGAAUGGGGAGGAGGAAGACAGUGAGGAGGAGCGGAGCGGCAGCCAGACCGAGUCAGAGGAGGAGAGCUCCGAGAUGGAUGACGAGGACUACGAGCGGCGCCGCAGUGAGUGUGUCAGUGAGAUGCUGGACCUGGAGAAGCAGUUCUCAGAGCUGAAGGAGAAGUUGUUUAGGGAACGACUGAGCCAGCUGCGGGUGCGUCUGGAGGAAGUGGGAGCCGAGAGAGCCCCCGAGUACACAGAGCCUCUGGGGGGGCUGCAGCGGAGCCUCAAGAUCCGCAUUCAGGUGGCAGGGAUCUACAAAGGCUUCUGUCUGGAUGUGAUUAGGAAUAAGUACGAGUGUGAACUGCAGGGAGCCAGACAGCACCUGGAGAGUGAGAAGCUGCUGCUCUAUGACGCGCUGCAGGGGGAGCUCCAGGAGCGGGUCCAGAGGCUGCAGGAGGACCGCCAGAGCCUGGACAUCAGCUCCGAGUGGUGGGACGACAGACUGCACGCCAACGGCAGCUCAAAAACCUGGGACUCCCUGCCGCCCAGCAAGAGGAGGAAGGCGCCUCUCGUCUCUGGCCCGUACAUCGUGUAUAUGCUGCAGGAGAUCGACAUCCUCGAGGACUGGACGGCUAUCAAAAAGGCUAGGGCAGCUGUGUCCCCUCAGAAGAGAAAAUCAGAUGGACCAUGACCUGCUGUUCGCAGCCCUGGGGCCCCUUGGAACAGCCAGCACCAAACCCAGGAUUUGCAUUUUCCUGCAGCAGAAGGGCAGACGGACAAGCCCCUCGGGGGCUGCCUGGCUAGCUCCAGGGUGCUGCUGCUGGGCCUUCCCCUCCAGCCAUCACUCAUCUGGGCUCCUCUGCCUCUCAAGGGCCUGCACAGCUGGGCCUGGAGUUGCCCCAGCAGGCCAGACUGUCUCCUCGGUCCCCCACCAGCCCCCCAACUUCCCCUGAGAAGGUCAGCCUCCUCAGUGCCCUCCCUGGUGAAGAAGAUGUGCCCCUUCUUAAGCCAAAGCAAUGUCCUUCCUGCCGACCUUGGACCUGGCUCCCCAGUCACUGAGCCAGUCAGCUGAGCUUCUUGGGAACUCUGAGCCAGAAAUUAUAUUUUGGGGGCCCUGUCCUGGCUGUUGCUGACGGUGAGAAGGCAGGAUCCCCAGGUCUUCUCAAAGCAGUUCUUAGGGACUGCCUCCCAGAUUGUGGGGACUCGAAUUAAAAACUUUCAUGAGACCCUGG